This is a messenger RNA of Populus euphratica (Euphrates poplar), 725 nucleotides long. RefSeq names its product ethylene-responsive transcription factor ERF096-like. Gene Ontology annotation, biological process: ethylene-activated signaling pathway; regulation of DNA-templated transcription. The record is from RefSeq and is a predicted model, not a curated record. Gene Ontology annotation, molecular function: DNA-binding transcription factor activity; DNA binding. The transcript has a single exon. Lineage: Eukaryota; Viridiplantae; Streptophyta; Magnoliopsida; Malpighiales; Salicaceae. The coding region runs from base 144 to 560 and encodes 138 amino acids.
AACGUGGACAAAUUUUGUUGACCUUCUAACCCUGCCAAACCUGGCUUUUGGCACCCAUAUAAAAGCUAUUUCCAGGUAAACAUUAGCCAUGCAAAAAACAGACGGAAACAGAAAACAAAACAAAAAUAAAACCAACAUCGAUCAUGGACGAGGACAAAAUAAAGAGCAAGGAUGAAGGAGGAGAGGUCAAGUACAGAGGUGUCAGGAAGAGGCCAUGGGGAAAAUUCGCUGCAGAGAUACGUGAUUCAGCCAGGCAAGGGGCGAGGGUGUGGCUGGGGACUUUUAACACGGCGGAGGAGGCAGCAAGAGCCUAUGACAGAGCUGCUUAUGCAAUGAGAGGGCACUUGGCCGUUCUCAAUUUUCCUAACGAGUACCCAAAUAUGGCCGGUAAUGCUAGCGUUGGUUCCAGUAGCUCUACUCCCUUUUCCUCUUCAGGCUAUCCAGGUUCUUCUUCCUCUUUAUCAUCAACGCAACAAGAAGUUUUUGAGUUCGAAUGCUUGGAUGAUAAGUUGCUUGAGGAGCUGCUAGAGCAAGAAGAGAAAAGGAGUAAGAAAACGUAAAACUGUGCAGCUGACAUGUACCAACUAUCAUGGCAUAAGGAGUAAGUAUAUCAGUGGGGGAUCCUUAUAGCACCCCAUUGCUCUGUUUCUGAAUGGAAUUAGAAACCAAAAAAAUAAAGAAAUUGUUUGUGAAGUAAUGGUCAAUAGUAGGGUUUUUUAUAUAUA